GUCCUACAUUGCUUGGAGUCAGCUGUGACAAUUGUAGAAGAUGUCCCUGGCACGGCCCAAACGUAAGGCGACAAAUAGAGCGUAUAAUGAAACUCUUGACGAAUCCAUAUUUGAAGAGCGCCCAAAUCCUACGCCUGCUAGCAAGACGAAUGGAACUACUGCAAGAAAGAGAAGUGCCAAGAAAGAUGAUGCAUCCACAAGUCUGAGUACCCCUGAAUCUAGCACCACCACUAAUGGGAAGACAGUGACGAAUAUGGCCGCCAAUGCCUUACCAUAUAAUUGGCAACCUUGCUCUGAUCUUGUAGACCAUUUUUCGCACCGGUUAAACUUGGAAGGGUCAUUUGUUGAUGAGGAAACACAAACUUUAUAUUGUCCCAACCAAUCGCCUAUACCCAUGUCAUAUGAAAGUCCGGCUAAACGACGAAAGGGCAAGACUUUUUUCAAGCUCCAAAAACAUGAUUUUAUAUAUAUGGUGAGUGAGCCACCCGGUGAACCAUACUACAUUGGGUCUAUCAUGGGGUUUGAGAAAAGGUCAACGACAAAUGGUGGUGGUAGUGUAAAAGCAAAGACCAAGGAGUCUGCCCCUGUGGCGAACCCAGCUAGUAGCGAUGCCUCAAAUUAUGUGUUCAAGAUACAAUGGUUUUAUCGUCCCCGAGACAUUUCAAAGUCAACUUCAGAUUCAAGACUUUUGUAUGCUUCUAUGCAUACUGACACAUGUCCGCUUCAAAGUUUUAGAGGUUUGGUUACUGUUAGACAUAAGCAAGAUAUUGAAAAUGAAUACGAGACCAAGACAGUGUCUACAAAGUCUUCCAAUGGUUCAUCGAAGUCCUCUUCACCAUCUCCAAUAACUCCACUUGAAGAAUAUAGUCAACAGCCCAAUUGCUUUUAUUUCAAUCAAUUGUUUGAUCGAUAUAUGGUGAAGUUCUACGACAUAAUACUGACCCAGAGUUUAUUAUUCAAUUCUGACAAUGCUGAAGGUAAAAAUCGGAAUUUUUUACAAGCAUUAAAUAAAAGAUUUGAAUAUGUUUUUGUCGAGACAACCAUGACCAAAUCUUUCGUAAAUAGUUUUCUUUCCACAUCAUGCAACUGUGAAAAAUGUGGACAAUGGUGUUCUAAUCAAGAUUCAGUGAAUUGUGUGGGAUGUGAAAAGACUUAUCAUAUGUAUUGUCUCGAUCCUCCACUUUUUAAGAAGCCAAGUAGAGGUUUCUCAUGGUCAUGUGCUCCAUGUACGAAGCAACAUGAUCUAGAACAUCAGAAGAAUAAAAUGCUUAUGCUUUCACAUGAUAACAAACUGUCUAACGAACGUGAAUUAACGGGUGAACUUAGCUCUCAAGAAUCAUCUCUAGAAGAUGAAGAUGAAGGACAGGACAAGCAUGGAUACGAUAGGGAUAGCGGAGUAGAAGAGAUUGAAAAAUCUGAAUCAAUUGCAUCGAAUGGUAGCCUGAAGUUACCUAAAUUUGAAGCGAUGGCUAUAGAAUUUUUGAAGAAAGAUUCCAAAUUGACUUUGGAACAAAGAAGAAUUAAAGAGGAAUGGAACAUGAGAUACUUAGGCAUGUAUGCGAGACUCGAAGAUGGUGUAGAUGUAGACGAUAGAUCUCCAUAUCCUAGAGCACAGACGAGACUUGGGGCAAAACACCAAGCUAUGCAUAUUCCCGAGUACAUUGACCAUCCAAUUGUUUAUUAUGAUCCCGAAGUCAAUGAAAAUUCUUCAAAUAAUAAGAAGAAAUCCAAAAAGAACUCCAAAACUAAAAAAGAUACAGCGGAAGACAAUUUGGUUAAACUUCCUGUUCCAAAAGAAUACCAAGAUGUACCAGAAAGUGAGUACCCUCAAUGGUUACAACCCAGACCGGCAGGAUAUAUCGAGAGAGGUGUUGAUGACGGAGAAGGUACUACUGCGACAUUACUUUUCAAACCAUCUGAACUGGAUAGAGAAAACGAUUUCAUUAAAUUAGAUGCGUAUGUUCUGGCUUGUUCUCCUCUUGCAAAGAAAAUGGGAUUGUUACCAACAACUCCAAAUUUUAUGGAUGCUAUCUUGUACUUUUAUAUGAAACACAACGGUCAACUAGAAGAAUCAUUUAAAGAAGCGGCUGCUCUUACACGUGAAAGUUUACGUGAACCAACGUUUACAGAUGAAGAGGUUACCAAAUUUGAAGAAGGGGUGAGAAAAUAUGGUAGUGAACUUUAUCCAACAUUUAAAGAAGUCAAGACUCAACCUUGUGCCAUGAUUGUUAGAUUUUAUUAUUUAUGGAAAAAGACUCCCAAUGGUAGACAGAUUUGGGGAAAUUUUGAAGGAAGAAUUCAAAAGAAGAUUCAAAACGUUACUAAGGAAGAAACCAACAAACCUGCUGUACCAACUGAAAUUGAUCAUUUGGCAUGCGCAGACGAUGAUUCUGCUUAUGAAGGGGAAAGAAUAAAACAAAAUAAAACGCACAUGGCUUGUAAGCAUUGUUAUACCACCCAAUCCAUGAUAUGGUAUAGAAUCACUGGGUUCGACGCUAACACGAAGAUACCUAAAGGAUCAUAUGACAAAAUUGAUAAGAAUUCUACUUUAGGUCUUUGUUUCCGUUGUGCAAGAAUGUGGAGAAGAUAUGCAGUGCUAUGGGAAGAUCCCUUAGAGGUUCGUAAGAAAAAUACCCGAGGAGCAGGUGGCUGGAAGAAGAAAGUUGAAUACGAACUUGUUCGUGAUUCUGAGAAGAUUCUUGAGGAAGCUGACAGGUUAGGAGGUGGGAUAUCAUUCAGUGUUGCCCCUGCUACAUCGAGUAUGAUUCCUAUGAUACUUCCUGGAGGUUCUACGGCUACUGGAUCGAAAUCUAAGAAACCAGCUGCAUCCUCUACAAAAAAGUCACUGACUGCCCCUACUUCACGGAAGGUGACUACACCGGUGCAAACUUUGAAAUCGGAAGAACCACCAAAGAAGAAAAGAAAUACCGGUUCCGCAAGCGCCAAUUCUACGACAGCUUCCGCGUCUGAGGCCCCUAAUGAUCCAAAAGUAACAGCUGAUGUCAAGGUUUCGAGUGGAAGUGGAAAAACUAAGCUGACAUCGAACGGUUCAGCUACAACUAAAUCCAAGGGAAAUACAGCAACAAAUACAAAAACUUCAAAACAAAAGGCUCCAAGUCAGGUAAAGGAAAAGACAACAACAACUGCUGAUAAGGAUACCAAAGAUAAAAAACUGACUAAGAGCGCCGUAGCUAAAAGUGCGUCAGCCAAAACAGUAAAAGAGAAAUCACCCAUUAAAAUAGAAGGAAAUGGUGACAUCCCAAAAGAUUCCAAACCCAAGCGGAAACGUGAAGAGACGACAAAAUCAGCUGCUGCUACUUCGAAGAAGAAAAAGGUUGUCGAGACAAAGCCACUGGUGACGGCGGUAGAAAAGGUGGGGAAUGAAAGCAAUUCAAAUGGUAAGAAAUCCAGGAAAACUCAGACACAAGUACCAAAAUCUGUUAGUAAAGGAUCAGAUAGUUUAAGCCCGAACUUCAACAAGAAUUACGUUCUGCCUAUUAAGGCAAUUUCCCGAAAUGAAAAGAAAGGUAACAAUCAAAUAAUGACGAAGGAUUCUCUUCAAUCCACCAUUGAACUUUUCCGUCCUCGACAAUUACUUGACGUUGCUGCACAACUUCCGGUAUAUCAAAUUCCUAGUGGAGCGAUCAUUGCUGUUCCUUUUCCUGUGACAGAAAGGAACUGUUCAUUGUGUCAAGAAAUUGACGAAGAUAUUGCUUCUCUUGACGAGAUGUUGAUCUGCUCUAAUUGUGGCGUGAAUGUACAUGCUUCUUGCUCUGGGAUAAAUAUCGGAUCCUCAGUUGAACGUCCUGCUAAGGAAUGGUUAUGUGAACCCUGUAUCAAUGAUUUAAACCCUCAAUACUCCACCUUGUAUUCUUGCAGUUUGUGUUUGGCUAAUGAACCAAAUUAUGAGCUCACUAUGUUAGGAUCAAAUAAGGUGAAGCCGGAUUAUUUGAAACCAAUUGCCGACUCUGGUAAAUGGUGUCAUUUAUUGUGUGCUAUGUUCAGUCACCAAUCAACCAGUUUUCGCUCGCUUUUAAAUACCAAAAGAACUAUGAGAGGCAAUCAAAUGUCACUAGAAGAUGGCAUUCAUAGUACUUGCUCGGUGGAUUGCGUUUCACAGAUCUACUUGAACAACUACGACCAAAAGUGUAAAAUUUGCCAAUCUGCAAAUGGGGCAUUGAUUGAAUGUGAACUUUGUGAAAAAUCUUCAUACGAGGUCAACAAAUUCCAUGCGACUUGUGCACAAGAUUCAGAUAAUUUCGUGUUGGGAUUUAAGCUUGAAUCAGGGGUCAUAUCUGAUAGAGAUAACAGGCUUGUGAGGGUAAAAGGACUUGUGGGUAAGUUAAUUCCAGUUCUCGUAUGUUCUAGUCAUACUGAACGACCAGAAAAUAUUUUUGGAUUUAGAGAGAAGGGUAAGAGGGUACAUGGCCCAACCAAAGAUUCUUUAAAGCCCAUCACUCAAUUGUUUUUGGAAGAUAUCCUUAAGAAAAGUGACAUGACAAAACUUUCUGGCCCACAAGCAAAGGCGAAUAACUACUUAGAAUUAGCCACUUCUUUUGAAGAAAGGGAAAAAAGUCGGGAAGUAAAAUUGUACCACUUAUCCAAUGUUUUAGAACCUGUGGACAAACCUUUUUCAAACUAUGUCAAAAGAUGUAACAGUUGCCAGACCAAGGUUUCACCAAUGUGGUGGCCAGUUCCUAAGGUGGAGAAAGAUAUGUUAAAGGCUUCGGAAAAUGUCAAGAUCGAUCUACAAGAUGAUGUAUUGUGCCAGUCUUGUUAUCACGACCAUGUGAGUGAAGAAGAACGGGAAGAAGAAAAGUCAUCCAGAGUUGAAGAAGAGGUUGGCGAAGCGAAAAAGAUGGAUGCUGAAAACGAAACUUUAGACGAAGACAAGACUGCUAGUAAACAAAGUCAGAGCUUAACCAAUAUUCUCAAUAAGUCGCUUUCUGGCGAAUUUUUCGGAUUGAAAGACAAUUAUGAUCGGUUAAUAAAUUCUUCCAGAUCAAAAAUUACAUUAGGUGAUAUUUUAGGAUAGAAAAAUAUUUACUUUUGAAUACAGAGAGGAGAUGUUAUACAUUUGUAGUUGCACACUAGAAAGUGAACCGGAUUAAGAAGAUCUCAAAACCACCAAGGAAGGAAUUAAAGAUUCGUGGGUCCAUCGGUUAGCAGUCUGUUAAUUCAUCAACAAAAAAAUAAAAUACAAAAUACAAAAUAGAAAACAACCAUAUUUGUAGUGAAUGAAUUGUUUUCC
Molecule: messenger RNA, 5251 nt
Organism: [Candida] anglica
Lineage: Eukaryota; Fungi; Ascomycota; Pichiomycetes; Serinales; Debaryomycetaceae
Source: the annotation of a GenBank genome assembly